CCCACGAGGCGACGUUAUUGCAGUCUGCUGCAGGAGCGAUGGCGAACGGCCUGCUCGACGCGAUCAGCGCCUUAUGGUCCUCCUGGUCUCGCCACGUGUCGCGCGCCGCCAGGAAGCUCUCCUGGCGGAGCUCCGGCGUGCCCCCCUCCUACCACGGUGGCCGCCGCAAGAAGAGGGACGAGGGAGUACAGGAGAGCUGCUCCAUCGCGGUCGACAGUGCCGACGAGGACGACGGCGUGUGGCGGCGCACGAUUCUGAUGGGAGAGAAGUGCCAGCCGCUGGACUUCUCCGGCGUCAUCUACUACGACGUCGACGGCCGGAGGCUGUCGGAGGUGCCCACGCCGCGCUCGCCGAUGCGGAGCCCGCUGCCGUCCUUCGCUACGAGGAGUCCGGUUACCGCGGCCUAUUAACUAGCUAGCUCCGUUACUGCGCCGUCCUCUGUUUCGGCCUCUGUUUUUUCUUUCUUGCUCUCUCGUUUGAUUCCGAUCUGUUUUGUGAGUUUUUGUGUGAAUCUAAAUAAAUCCAAAGGAUUGAUGGUUUGAAUUUUGAUUGUUUAGUUGGCCUGUUAAUUUUUAUGAACUAUGAAAAUGUGC
This is a messenger RNA of Zingiber officinale, 593 nucleotides long. RefSeq lists its product as uncharacterized. NCBI's taxonomy places the organism in Eukaryota, Viridiplantae, Streptophyta, Magnoliopsida, Zingiberales, Zingiberaceae. The coding region runs from base 39 to 410 and encodes 123 amino acids. The record is from RefSeq and is a predicted model, not a curated record. The transcript has a single exon.